AUGGAUGCUGAGAAGCUGGCCCCGCUGCUCACGGCCGCCACCCGCGCUGUCAUCGCUGUGUCGCUGUUCGGCUUGAUACCCGACGUGAAGAGAAUACGCGCCGUGCUGGACGCAGCGGAGGAAAAGUUCGGCACCAGGAUUUCCCUCAUCGAGGAUGCGGCGCAGAGCUUUGGCGCGAGGAGGGGGGGCUAUCGCAGCUGCGCGGCCCCGGAGGUUACGAUGGCGACCACCUCCUUUUUUCCAACCAAGCCGCUCAGCUGCUACGGGGAUGGGGGAGCCGUUUUUACCAGGAGUAAAGAGCUCGCAGCGAUGGUCAGGGCCCUGAGGGUGCACGGGAAGGUCGAGGGGAGACACGUUCUCGUAGGCGUCAACGGGCGGUUGGAUACGAUUCAGGCGGCUGUGUUGCUGACCAAGUUGAAAGCGUUUGAUGAGAUGAUAGACAAGAGGGGAAAGGCCGCAGAGACGUACAACCGGUUACUAUACGACGAUGAGCGGGUGGUGACGCCGACGUAUCAAAGGGUCGUGCGCGAGGACCGGGAGGUGCGGAGCGUGUACGGGGUGUACACAAUACGUGUGCAGAAGCGUGACGAGGUGGCGAAGAGGAUGCGGAUGUCGGACGUGGCGUGCGCCAUCUACUACCCGUUGUGCUGCCACCAGCAACCGGUGUUCAAGGGACUGGUGUCGGAGCCCGGCGCACUGAUUGUGGCCGAGGAGGCGAGCAGGGAGGUGCUGUCGCUCCCCAUGCAUCCAUACUUGUCGGAGGACGUGCAGGUGCGUGUCGUCAAGGAGCUGCGCACGGCGCUGGACGACCUCGGCGUGACCGCUUCGCCAGAGUAGUGGGGACUUUGGGGCGCGUAGAGAAGAGAAAACGAAGAAGUCAGGGCUUGGCGCUUGUGGUUGCUGGCAACCUAGCCGGUGCCAGCACCAGCUACCGGCACUCGAGGCCCCUGUAUCUGUAGUACAGAUAAAAUCAACGCUGUACUGUACAGAAUCUGUACAUCAUAUCAUCAUAAACGUCAACAUAUUGCUUAUGUUGAUCUCCUCAACAUCUCCCCUGCAAACGACCA
Molecule: messenger RNA, 1067 nt
Organism: Chondrus crispus (carragheen)
Lineage: Eukaryota; Rhodophyta; Florideophyceae; Gigartinales; Gigartinaceae
Exons: 2
Coding region: 1-837 (278 amino acids)
Biological process (GO): polysaccharide biosynthetic process
Molecular function (GO): transaminase activity; pyridoxal phosphate binding
Source: RefSeq, a predicted model, not a curated record